Schizosaccharomyces osmophilus is the source of this 1626-nucleotide messenger RNA. RefSeq names its product Lsd1/2 complex PHD finger protein Phf2 (gene phf2). Gene Ontology annotation, biological process: chromatin organization; regulation of DNA-templated transcription. The transcript is spliced from 3 exons. NCBI's taxonomy places the organism in Eukaryota, Fungi, Ascomycota, Schizosaccharomycetes, Schizosaccharomycetales, Schizosaccharomycetaceae. Gene Ontology annotation, cellular component: nucleus. The coding region runs from base 1 to 1626 and encodes 541 amino acids. The record is from RefSeq and is a predicted model, not a curated record. Gene Ontology annotation, molecular function: DNA binding; chromatin binding.
AUGUCUGGAGCACCGUAUUAUGAAGAUGACGGCGAGUCAUUGAAUCCUGGACCUUAUCCUUUUCCAUUUGACGAUGAACGUAGAUUUCAAAACUCCUUGCAUCAAGCUAUUUUUCAUGAGGAUGAUCCAGGGCGUGGUAGCGCUGGCGAUUCGGCUUUAAUUGACCCACCGUUUCAUGAUAUAUCAAAAUCAAAUGUGAACGCGGCCAAUCCCAUGGAAACUGACUUUAGCCAAUUUCAACCAGCAAGCAAGGAACAAGAUUUUCAUCCGUUAUCGAAUAAUGGUUCCAAGGAUGACUUGCUGUUAACCGAAGAUGACGAUGGACUGAAAGACAAGGGAAGGAUGCCUUCUUCGACCAGUCCGCUUCACGCAGAAAGUGGUUCUCCAAAAAGUCAUGAAGCCCACAUCAAGAGGAAUACCCCAUUGCCGCCUCACGGAGCAUCGCCUCUCCCUCCAAUGUCCAUUGCCAUGAAUUUUGCCCGGAAAAAAGCUUGGCCAGCAAGUUUAGCAAUUGAACGUGAUAAUACCGCUGAUGCCAUUUUUUCGAGAGAAGAAGGUAAAGAAGAGCAAUUUACUUUAGAAGGUGUCAAAACAAAGUCGGGACGUAAAGUUCAUCGACCUAAUCAUUUCGAUCCUUUGGUGAAGUUACCGACCAGAAAACGUGGCCCUGGUCGGCGGCCUACAAUUGCUUUAACCAUGAAAUGUUGCAUAUGUCAACGCUUACAAUCACCACCUAAAAAUCGCAUUGUUUUCUGCGAUGGUUGUAACACCCCGUUUCACCAGCUCUGUCACGAACCAAACAUAGCUGAUUCUCUAUUGGAUUCUUCUAAUGCUGAAUGGUUUUGCAACGCCUGCUCACUACGAAAGCAUCAAAAGCCCUUGAGUAUGGGUUCCACUGCAAAGGAAUUGAGCUUGUCUAUGGAAGAAAGAAAGUCUUACUUAUUCAGCUUACCAACGUCACAUUUGGUUGACAUUUUACUCACGUGUGAGCAAACUCAUCCAGAGUUACCAAUUAUAAGUCCAAAAGCCGCCUCAUUUAUUCAAAGUUCCAAACAAGAAAAAGCGCCCGCUGUUCAUCCGGAAGUAUUACCUCAAUCAGACUUUGCUAAUAUUUCAUCUGACCCCAAUGAGGUUUCCCAAGCAAACCUUCAAGGGUUAACCUCCUCAAGUUUUAACUUGAGUUCUGCUACCGAUCCAGUUGCUUCUCAAGAUCAUAUUUUCCAAUUUUCAGAAAAAGAGAGUAUUCCAUCUAUCAGUGAAUACAUGCAAACUCAUAGUAAUGCUGACGAAGUGAUGCUUGAAGUAUUGGAGAAGUUUCCGGCCGUUGCCUCGCUUGAUUCUAUUAUUGGUUACAUUCACAGUAAUUACGCCGAUAAACAUAUAAAUAAUUCAGAUAUUAUCAGGACACUAAAUCGGCUAGUGCGAAAAGGGCGUGUGCUUCGAGAUGCCACUGGUAUUUCAUACGAAUUGGACCGAACAUUUGAUAGACAAAAGCCGUCCAUUCGUAACGAUAUAUCUGUAACUGGACCCAUACCCAUUGAUUUUAUGUUGUACACGCCAAACACCGACGAAUUAGAAGAAUCUUUUUGUACUCAUUAUGUUUUCAACGACUCAGCUGUACUUUAG